UUCCAGAGAGUCGAAGGAGGCAAGUCUUAUCCACCCUGCGCCGGUCCCCGCUUGGCAAUCAUUAAUCCCAGAUUUUUCACAUUCCUGGGCACUGGCGUGAUACGGGAAAAUGAUCAACGGAGGAGAAGGAAGCGGGGAUCCUCCACCGGCAAUGCAGCUGGCCGGCAGGUUGGCCCUUUCGGUUGCGGGACUGCUUUUGCUGACUUUGGCAUACAAGUACUAUCGGUCUCGGGGGUCUGCCAGCACCCUGGGAGGUGGUCAUGCCGGAACAGGCGCUGUCAAGGAAACAGGGCCAAAAGAGCAGCCGGCAUGUGACGGGGCGGACAGAGAGACAGCGGGCCAGGAGCUGAGGCACAGGCGUAUCUCUGGCAAAGGGGUAAAGGAGAACGGCGGGCCAGCCAAUCCAAACAUGCACCUGGGCAGUCCUGCUGCCAUGGUAAAGUCCACACUGCAGUAUACACCUGUCGGCAGAGAGGUGACGUUUCUGAAUGGGAAAGAAGAGAAGGAGGAGGAGGGAAAGCAAAGAAAAGAAAUUAAUCAUCAAGGGACUGGAUUGCAACCAGACAAAAAGCACUCACUGCCCGAGACGGAGGGGGAGGCGGCAAAGGAAGAAGAAACUGCAGGUACAGUUCUGAGCAACGCAGGUGGGGCUGGGACGGCGGACGGGGUUGCUGCGACGCAGCCAAGAGGGAGGCCAGCUUCUCCAGGUCUGCCGAGCGAGGGCUGGGACAGCGGCGCUUCUCACAGUAACCACAAGGGGCCUAGUCUGAAAGAUGACCUUUGCCCCCAUCCUGGAGACCAGCAAAUAGGGCAGGAUCCUACAGAUUGGAACAGACCCCCCUCAGAAAAAACGGUGGGGCAGGUGUUGCGAGAAGGCAUGAAUCAAAAUUUAGCGCAGAUGCAAGGAGCCCAGGUGGGGCGGGAGACCAUCCAGUCGUUCCAAGCAACUUCUGACAUGGGCCUGGCUAUAAACCAGUACAACAGACAGUCCACCACUGCCUAUACCUUCUCCUCUGUGGCAAAGGUCCAAGUAGAAGAGAACAUCAUCCAAGAGAGGCCAAAAGGAGUGAGUUGUGGACAGCCGUCUUCACCGGAGGCCAGCUUGCGGGGCAAAGUCUACAACUACUAUGUGCAGUCCAUCUCAAAGUCAGUGUUGAAUGAAACAUCCUCCCAUAAGACUGCAGCCACCCAAACAUUCUGCAGCCCAUCUAGCAGUGGCCUGUCCGGUGAGCUGGAGGCACUCCCGUGUCCAGUGACAGCCCAGAAUUUGACAACAGAAGAACAGGAGAGCAGCACUACUUUUAAGGAAGGCCCAGCCCCAGUUCCUAGUGCACUGUUCCCACAAGAUAAUGCAAACAUCAUGCAACAUGUAGACCAGGAAGAGACUGCUGAAGACACAGCUGGCCACCAGAAGCCUCCAGAGAUAGGGCGUGGCUUCAGUCGGAAGGAGAGUUUCCAUAAGAUUGCAGAAAACCCAGAGCUUCAGGUACAGAUGGAGGGAUUUGGUUCUCCAACACCUGAGAAAUCAGACUGUGGCAUUCCCGAUAUCAGUCCCACCCACUCCCAUCCGGUUUCUUCCCUGGCCGGGUCUAUGCCAAUCCUCCAGGCAGACAAGACUGUAGAGCCCACCGUGAAACUUGUGGCUGGUGCCAAGUUCUUCAACAUCCCGCUGGACUCGGAGUCCUCCAUAGACAUCCACUUGGAUCUAGGGAACUGCUAUGAAGUUUUGUGUAUGGCCAAGAAGCAGAAAUUGGAGAAGGUCCAGGAAGCAGUUUAUAAGGUCAUGAGUGAGAAUUACCUCCAAGUGCUCCGAACCCAUGCGAUUUACGGGCGCCUCAAUGCAUUGGAGAGGGACCUGAUCCUGCAGAGAAGGUUGCGGGGCAAGAAGUAUGUGGCUGUCGCGGAUGUCAGCUCACAGGAUCGCAGUCACGGCACAAGCAGACUGUGUUACUACGAUGACCAGAGCGACACUUGGCACCCGCUAACAUACGUGCCUACGGAAGCUGUCUCCAGGGGUUGCGCCGUGUGCAGCAUGUUCAACUAUCUCUUUGUGGUGGCUGGCUGCGAAGGCCGAGGGAAGAGCCAGAAACCUUCCAAUCGGGUCUUCUGCUACAACCCACUGACCAACAUCUGGCGAGAGAUCUGUCCUCUGAAUCAAGCUAGGCCCCACUGUAAGCUAGUAGCCCUAGAUGGCUGCCUCUAUGCCAUUGGGGGAGAAUGCCUUUACACCGUUGAGCGCUAUGACCCCCGGAUGGAUCGCUGGACUUUUGCAGCCCCAUUGCCCAAUGACACCUUUGCUGUGGCCCACACCGCCACUGUGUGUGAUGGGGAGAUCUACGUGACAGGGGGUACAUUGCGGUACAUGCUAUUGAGGUACAUCAGCCGGUCAGACGCCUGGAAGGUCAGCUUGACCGGAGGGAGCAAGGACAGGACCACAGAGAUGGUGACCUCCAGCGGUUUCAUCUACCGCUUUGACUUGAAUCGCAGCAUGGGCAUCAGCGUCUACCGCUGCAGCGCCAAGGCGAAGCUCUGGUACGAGUGUGCCACCCACCCCAUGCCUUUCCCAGCUUGCUUUCAGUGUACCGUUGUAGAUAAUCUGGUGUACUGCAUCAGCCGGCAGUUCAAUAUCCGCUUCUUCACAGAUUAUGUCUCGCCGCGGUUUGGGACCAAGGAAUUACAAAAUUUCCCUUCCCCGAGAGGGACCCUUUUCCCCGUGACGCUCGUGCUGCCUGACAGAGGGGCGGCACAAACGAGGGUCUGACGGCAGCAGCGGAGUCCGCUGGGGGGUCCUGAGGAGGCAAAGCCAGCUAAUUCCACGGGUUCUGUACUGACAGUCUCCUCCUGCUAGCUGAUUUCCACGCAUCUGUCAAGGGAGAUGGAGCUACAAGCGGGUUGGCAGCGUCUGUUUAUUUUGAGAUACUUAAAUCCUUGUAAAUUUGCAUGCAAAUUAAACGCAGCCUUUGGGGUCUUGGACAGUCGCCAAUACAGGCCUUGUUAGUGCAAACUUAGGCAAACUCUGCCUAGGCUGGAUGGCAUAUGAUACUGCCACACGUCGUCAUGGUCUGGAAUGCUGUCGAUGCCUCGUGCAUAGUUUUUAAAUCCUCUGCCCUCUGGCACCCUGCUUUGAAAUACAACCUCUGGGUCUGAUUUGCAGAAACCCCCACCCUGACCCACCCCCAGAUUCCAGAUCAGGACGAGGCUUUUGGACUCUUCAGUGACAUCUCUGAGUUCCUGGGUGGGUAUAAGGAAGGGCCCCUCCCCUCAAUUCAUUUUGUUGGAGGGGACAUAUUCACACUGACUGGUAAGAACAUGUGUAGAGUAUCUUUCCUUCCACCUGCAUAACCAAACCCUGCUCAAUAUAUUGGGAAUUGUCCAGGUUGCGUUGGUCUUAUAGAUCUUUGUGUGUGUGUGUGUGUGCGCGUGCGUGUGCGUGCGUGUGCGCGUGUGUGUGUGAGUGUGACUUUCUUGAGCCGUCCUUCCAGGAAUUACAACCUGCACUAGAUUAAAAAGGAGAUCUGUUUAAAUGACCUGCCAUGCAGGGACAGGCAUAAUUAAUUAAUGCUUCUUAAAUCUGAAGUCCCCACAUAAAGGCCUGGAAAACUCAUUUAUUAAUGCUUUUGUUUUCAUCAUCAAUAGUACAAGCUUGAAAGAUUUGCAGGCAGAGAUUAGGCUGCCUAGUUGAAAUCGAUAUCUGGAGUUCUGCCGUACUUCUUAGAGCGCUCGGUCCCUUCUUUGCCUGGAAAAUCUGCCCUCCUGGUCUGUUCAAACUCAUUCCAUCCUAACUACUGAAUGAAGUUUUCCAUAGACCUUUCAGUUGCAUAUAGAACAUGUAGUGUUUGACCAUGUUCUAUCCCUGACAGUCUGUCUCCACCAAUAGGAAGUCUGCUUGCUUCCCCAUGAGACCUCAGCAGCUCACCCAGUGGUUGGGGUGGGAACUGCAAGGUUUUAUAACCUUUUUAAAAAACCUAUCAAGUAGCAGCAUAUUUAUAGCAAUUUUGUUGGUUUUUCAAGGCCAGAGAUUUGCAGAGGCGUGCUGCCAUUGCCUGUCUCUGCAUAGCUGCUGUGGAAUUUCUUGGUGGUCUCCCAUUCAAAUACCGACCAAAGCCAACCCUGCUUAGCUUCAGAGAUCUGACAAGAUUGGGCUAGGCUGGGCCACCCAGGUCCAGGUGUGUCAACUAUUACCUGUAUCGAAUCCCUUAACUGUUUUUCAGAGUUUGACUGUGAAAAUAAAACCAAUAGCAACAAAA
Molecule: messenger RNA, 4247 nt
Organism: Sphaerodactylus townsendi
Lineage: Eukaryota; Metazoa; Chordata; Lepidosauria; Squamata; Sphaerodactylidae
Gene: KLHDC7A
Product: kelch domain containing 7A
Exons: 1
Coding region: 110-2761 (883 amino acids)
Molecular function (GO): protein binding
Source: RefSeq, a predicted model, not a curated record